AGCAGCCCUCGCCUGGCCGUGAAUCACACCCGAGCCCAGCCCCGCCAACCCGCCUGGCUGCGCUGGGCUGAAGGGUGCCGGCUGCCCUGGGCACGCGCUUGGAUUGAAUGGUUUCAUAAUAAGGAUAGUUGCCUCCAGGAGAGGUGCGGGGGGGCUGCGUCCUCCAGAAAUGCUGAAUUCGGUACUCUGCAAAACUAGCGUAUGGAUUUUUAGCACCUGAAGAACAAGAAAAGGUCUCAGAUUCUGGAUACUGUCUGUGGGAUUUUUUUUUAUUACUAUUUUUUUUUAUUAUCAUUUUUGAUUGGCUUUUUCCCCUUUCUCGGAUGUGAGUCGAAGGCCAACAGUCGAAGUGCUGGAAGCAAGUGCAGGAGGACGCUCACCUUGUUUUGUUUGAACCCUUGUUUGCUGGGAUACUUUCAAGCCCUCCUUCACAGUCAUGUGGUCAUCACAGCUGCUGUUCUUCACAGUGCUCUUAACACCGUUAGCCCAUGCUUUCAGCCGAGCCCCGGUCCCCAUGGCUGUGGUCCGAAGGGAGCUGUCCUGUGAGAGUUACCCCAUCGAGCUCCGCUGCCCGGGAACAGAUGUUAUCAUGAUUGAAAGUGCCAACUAUGGGAGGACUGACGAUAAAAUCUGUGACUCUGAUCCUGCUCAGAUGGAGAAUAUCCGCUGUUAUCUGCCAGAUGCCUAUAAGAUUAUGACUCAAAGAUGCAGUAAUCGGACCCAAUGUGCAGUUGUGGCUGGCCCUGAUGUGUUUCCAGACCCUUGCCCUGGGACAUAUAAAUACCUAGAAGUUCAGUACGAAUGUGUCCCUUACAAAGUGGAACAAAAAGUUUUUCUUUGCCCUGGAUUGCUAAAAGGAGUAUACCAGAGCGAACACUUAUUCGAAUCUGACCACCAGUCCGGUGCCUGGUGCAAAGACCCUCUGCAGGCAUCUGACAAGAUCUACUACAUGCCCUGGACACCAUACCGAACAGACACACUGACGGAGUACUCCUCCAAGGAUGACUUCAUUGCCGGGAGGCCAACCACAACCUACAAACUCCCACACCGAGUGGAUGGCACGGGAUUUGUGGUGUAUGAUGGGGCUUUGUUCUUCAACAAGGAGCGAACCCGAAACAUAGUCAAGUUUGACUUGCGGACAAGAAUAAAAAGUGGGGAGGCGAUCAUAGCUAACGCAAAUUACCAUGACACCUCUCCCUACCGCUGGGGAGGCAAGUCUGAUAUAGACCUGGCUGUGGAUGAGAACGGGCUGUGGGUAAUCUAUGCAACAGAACAAAAUAAUGGCAAAAUAGUCAUUAGCCAGUUAAACCCUUACACAUUAAGGAUAGAAGGGACAUGGGAUACUGCCUAUGACAAGAGGUCAGCUUCUAACGCCUUCAUGAUUUGUGGGAUUUUAUAUGUGGUGAAGUCUGUGUAUGAAGAUGAUGACAAUGAAGCCACGGGGAAUAAAAUAGACUACAUAUAUAACACUGACCAAAGCAAGGAUAGCAUGGUGGAUGUGCCCUUUCCAAACUCCUAUCAGUACAUUGCUGCUGUGGAUUAUAAUCCCCGGGACAACCUCCUUUAUGUAUGGAACAACUAUCACGUAGUGAAGUAUUCCUUGGAUUUUGGCCCACUGGACAGCAGAGCAGGGCAGGCUCACCACGGGCAAGUUUCCUAUAUUGCCCCACCGAUCCACCUCGAUUCUGAUCUGGAGCGACCACCAUCCAAGGGAGUAUCCACGUCAGGGGCACUGGGCCCGGGGAGCACCACUGCCAGCACCACGCCGCGGAUGGCCACCAGCAGCACCGGCCGCCCCACCACCACCUCCGCCUUGGGCAGGAGGAACAGGAGCACCAGCACGCCGUCGCCCAUGGCUGACGUCCCCGACGAAAUGACCACACACCUGCCGCCUGCCUCCUCCCAGCUGCCCCCAGUGGGUGCAGAGAGCUGCGACCCCAUGGAAGCUCGUGAUAUUAUGUGGUCUCGUACCCGGCAGGGGCAGGUGGCAAAGCAACCGUGUCCCAUGGGCUCGAUAGGUGUUGCAACUUUCCGGUGUCUUGCACCGGAUGGGAUCUGGGAGCCCCAAGGACCAGACCUCAGCAACUGCUCUUCUCCCUGGAUCAACCACAUCACUCAGAAGAUGAAGUCGGGAGAGAUGGCUGCCAAUAUCGCCCGAGAACUUGCGGAGCACACGAAAAACCACUUGUACGCUGGUGAUAUCACGUACUCCGUGUCUGCCAUGGUCCAGCUGGUCAACUUGCUUGACGUGCAGCUCCGAAACCUGACUCCAGGCGGGAAGGACAGCGCUGCACGCAGCUUAAAUAAGCUUCAGAAAAGGGAGCGCUCUUGCAGGGCCUAUGUCCAGGCCAUGGUGGAGACGGUGAACAACCUCCUGCAGCCACAGGCUCUGAAUGCAUGGAGGGACCUGAACGCAAGUGAACAGCAGCGCGCAGCCACCAAGUUACUCGACACCGUGGAGGACAGUGCCUUUGUGCUGGCCGAUAACCUGCUGAAGACAGACAUCGUCCGGGAAAACACCGACAAUAUCCAGCUGGAAGUUGCAAGACUGAGCACAGAUGGGAAUCUGGAAGAUCUUAAGUUUCCCCAGAACAUGGGCCAUGGUAGCGCCAUUCAACUGUCAGCAAAUACCUUGAAACAAAAUGGUCGAAAUGGUGAAAUCAGGGUGGCCUUUGUGCUGUACAACAUGGGCACCUAUCUCUCCACGGAGAAUGCCAGCAUGAAAUUAGGAACAGAAGCAAUGUCGACUAAUCACUCCGUCAUUGUCAACUCACCUGUCAUCACGGCAGCAAUAAACAAAGAGUUCAGCAAUAAGGUUUACCUAGCUGAUCCCGUGGUUACUGUCAAGCAUAUCAAGCAGUCAGAAGAAAAUUUCAAUCCAAACUGUUCGUUCUGGAGCUAUACCAAGCGUACAAUGACAGGGUAUUGGUCCACCCAAGGAUGUCGCCUCCUGACGACUAACAAGACACACACCACGUGCUCAUGUAAUCACCUAACCAACUUCGCAGUCCUGAUGGCACACGUGGAAGUUAAGCACAGUGAUGCAGUACAUGACCUGCUCCUGGACUUUAUCACGUGGGUUGGCAUCCUGCUGUCACUCGUCUGCCUCCUGAUCUGCAUCUUCACCUUCUGCUUCUUCCGUGGGCUGCAGAGUGACCGCAACACGAUUCACAAGAACUUGUGCAUCAGCCUCUUUGUAGCAGAACUCCUCUUCCUCAUUGGCAUCAACCGGACUGACCAGCCGAUCGCUUGUGCUGUCUUUGCUGCCCUCCUGCACUUCUUCUUCCUGGCGGCUUUCACCUGGAUGUUCCUGGAGGGGGUGCAGCUCUACAUCAUGCUGGUGGAGGUUUUUGAGAGUGAACACUCCCGGAGGAAGUACUUCUAUUUGGUUGGCUACGGCAUGCCUGCACUGAUCGUGGCUGUGUCAGCAGCAGUGGACUACCGGAGCUAUGGCACAGACAAAGUAUGUUGGCUCCGACUUGACACCUACUUCAUUUGGAGCUUUAUAGGACCAGCGACCUUGAUAAUUAUGCUUAAUGUAAUCUUCCUUGGGAUUGCUCUCUAUAAAAUGUUUCAUCAUACUGCCAUACUGAAACCCGAAUCUGGAUGUCUUGACAAUAUCAACUAUGAGGAUAACAGACCCUUCAUCAAGUCCUGGGUUAUAGGUGCAAUAGCUCUACUCUGCCUAUUAGGACUGACCUGGGCGUUUGGACUCAUGUAUAUUAAUGAAAGCACAGUCAUCAUGGCGUAUCUCUUCACCAUAUUCAAUUCUCUGCAGGGAAUGUUUAUAUUCAUUUUCCAUUGUGUCCUCCAGAAAAAGGUACGUAAAGAGUAUGGAAAAUGCCUGCGUACGCAUUGCUGUAGUGGGAAAAGUACAGAGAGCUCUAUUGGCUCAGGAAAAACCUCGGGGUCACGGACACCUGGAAGAUAUUCCACAGGCUCACAGAGCCGGAUUCGUAGGAUGUGGAAUGACACAGUUCGAAAGCAGUCCGAGUCUUCCUUUAUUACUGGAGAUAUAAACAGUUCAGCUUCACUCAACAGAGGAGCCAUGGCUAAUCAUCUUAUAACCAAUGCUCUGCUUCGUCCUCAUGGCACUAACAACCCUUAUAAUACAUUGCUCGGGGAAUCGGCGGUCUAUAACAACCCUUCUGUCAGCAUGUACAACGCACAAGAGCCCUACAGAGAGACAAAGGGGCUUCUGAACAAUGCCAGGGAUACAAGUGUCACGGAUACUCUACCACUGAAUGGUAAUCACGGCAACAGCUACAGCAUCGCCAGCGGCGAGUACCUCAGCAACUGCGUGCAAAUCCUUGACCGCGGGUACAACCACACCGAGAACGCCCUUGAGAAAAAGAUCCUGAAGGAACUCACCUCCAACUACAUCCCUUCCUACCUGAACAACCACGAGCGCUCCAGCGAGCAGAGCCGCAACCUGAUGAACAAACUCGUCAACAGCGUGGGCGGCGGGAGCGAGGACGACGCCAUCGUGCUGGACGACGCCACCUCCUUCACCCACGAGGAGAGCCUGGGCCUGGAGCUCAUCCAUGAGGAGUCGGACGCCCCGCUGCUGCCCCCCCGGGUGUACUCGGCAGACAACCACCAGCCCCACCUCUACAGCCGGCGGCGCAUCCCGCAAGACAACAGCGAGAGCUUUUUCCCUUUGCUGACCAACGAGCACACGGACGACCUCCAGUCGCCCAACAGGGAUUCUCUGUACACCAGCAUGCCCACGCUGGCUGGCAUGCCCAUGACAGAGAGCGUCACCGCCAGCACCCAAACCGACCCCCCGCCAGCCAAAAGCGGUGAUGCCGAUGAUGUUUACUACAAAAGCAUGCCCAACCUAGGCUCCAGAAACCACGUCCAUCAGCUACACACGUACUACCAGCUAGGUCGAGGCAGCAGCGACGGUUUUAUAGUCCCGCCAAACAAAGAGGGAACUCCCCCGGACGGCAAUGCAAAAGGACCCGCUCACUUGGUCACUAGUCUAUAGAAGAUUAAGCAAAAAUUAAGCAAACAGACAACAAACAGCCCCUCCGUAACACUUGGUUUACUGUUCUGAGUUAAUACAAGCAGUGGUAAUAUUGUGUGUACUCCUAAAUCUUCAUGCUGUUCUAAACAAAAUGAAACUCUUGGACUUUUUUUACUGGAAUUUUUAGGCCAGCCCGGAAAAAACAAACAAACAAAAAAAAACAGGAACUGCUGCCCCCCCUCUUCCUCCCCAUCCUUCCUCCCUUCAGACAGACUUCAUUAUGUUAAUGAAAGAGAUAGGACAGAUAACGGCACACUUCGUGGCCUUCUCAAGUUAUGCUGUGUUUGUUUAAACAAUCCUUGAUGCUGUGUUGCUCUUAAUACCGAAGACCUGAUUUAAGAAAAAAAAAAAAAAAAGCAAAGAAAAAAAAAAAGGCCAAAAAUGUGCAUUUGAAACUAGUAGAGAUGACGCAUCUAGGUGGGAGUGCUGCACAAAACAAACGAGCUAGCAAAGCUGUUUAUUACAAAUCCAGAUCACGUAAUGGGUUUUGGUCACUCACAGCUCGGUUUGACCGCAGCACCCUUUGCUGCUGGAGCAAACCAAACAAAAAUUAAUGAGACGGAAGGGAAUCCUAGAAUUAUAUGCUAAACGCAUAUUUUACAUUUUGCUGUAUUAACUGAUGAUAAAAAACUAAUGGCAGAAAAAAGAGAAUCGAACAAUUUCUAUGUAAUGUACAGAUACUAGCAUUGCACAUAUAGUCUGCUUUCUGUUCCUCCAGAACUUGCGUCCCUGUUAAUGUAGUGGAAAAAAAAAAUAAGAACUUUUCUGUUGUGCUGGUCUUGUAAGUUUGUCUACCAGUAGGAGCAAGGUUUUUCAUAACUCCUAUUUUUCUUUUCUUUCCUUUUGCCUCUUCCCCUGCCCCUCCCAUCCCGGUAUAAAGUCUCACUGGGC
Molecule: messenger RNA, 5920 nt
Organism: Cygnus olor (mute swan)
Lineage: Eukaryota; Metazoa; Chordata; Aves; Anseriformes; Anatidae
Gene: ADGRL3
Product: adhesion G protein-coupled receptor L3
Biological process (GO): adenylate cyclase-activating G protein-coupled receptor signaling pathway; brain development; cell surface receptor signaling pathway
Cellular component (GO): axon; cell-cell junction; glutamatergic synapse
Molecular function (GO): carbohydrate binding; G protein-coupled receptor activity
Source: RefSeq, a predicted model, not a curated record